AUGCUAGGCUGUACCGGCAACUUUGAAAACCAAGAGGCGGAUCCCGCGCUCGAGCCGCAGGAUUUGUAUCUCCAUGGCUAUGUUUCUGGACGCAUGUUUCGGAGGGGGAGGGAGGCGGGUGGGGAUGCUGAGGGUGAGGAGGGAGAACGGGGGUUGCCGAUGACGGUUGCGGCGUCUUUCCUAGACGGCCUAGUCCUCUCCCUAACCCCCUUCCACAACUCCUGCAACUACCGCUCCGCCAUCGCCCACGGCUACGCCCACCCCGUAACCUCCCCCACCGAAUCCCUCUACGCCCUCCGCCUAAUCACAGACUCCCUCCUCCCCUCCCGCUGGUCCUCAUCCCGCACCCCGCCCACACCCGCAGAACUAUCCAGCACCGGCCUCCUCCGCAUCCGCAUCGUGUCUGCGAGCGCAAAGGUGCGUGUCGGCGGGCCCAAGGAGGAUCGCAAGGAUCUUAAGAAUGAGGAGUUGGUGGCAAGUACGUGGACUGGUGUGGUUCCGUUUUGGGGGACGUGGGGGGAUCCGGUGACGGCGGAGGGGAGUGGGAGGGGGGUGGAGGGGUAUGUUGAGGAGUGGAGGGUUGAGGAGACGGAGAAGGCACGAGAGUAUGCAGUUGAGGCUGUGGGGAUGAAAGGGAAGUAG
This is a messenger RNA of Plenodomus lingam JN3, 642 nucleotides long. NCBI's taxonomy places the organism in Eukaryota, Fungi, Ascomycota, Dothideomycetes, Pleosporales, Leptosphaeriaceae. The record is from RefSeq and is a predicted model, not a curated record.